Molecule: messenger RNA, 456 nt
Organism: Plectropomus leopardus (leopard coralgrouper)
Lineage: Eukaryota; Metazoa; Chordata; Actinopteri; Perciformes; Serranidae
Source: RefSeq, a predicted model, not a curated record
UGCGGCUGGUACUGGGGACCGAUGAACUGGGAGGACGCUGAGAUGAAGCUGAAGGGGAAACCUGACGGCUCGUUCCUGGUCAGAGACAGUUCAGACCCGCGAUACAUCCUGAGCCUGAGCUUCAGGUCGCAGGGGGUCACACACCACACACGCAUGGAGCACUACAGAGGGACUUUCAGUCUGUGGUGUCACCCAAAGUUUGAGGACCGAUGUCACUCCGUGGUCGAGUUCAUAGAAAGAGCCAUCAUGCACUCCAAGAACGGGAAGUUCCUCUACUUCCUGCGCUCACGAGUCCCCGGUCUGCCCCCGACCCCGGUCCAGCUCCUGUACCCGGUCUCCAGGUUUAGCAGCGUAAAGUCUCUGCAGCAUCUCUGUCGCUUCUGCAUCCGGCAGCUGGUCCGCAUCGACCACAUCCAGGAGCUGCCGCUGCCCACGUGAGUGCACGCCGCUGACAUC